Messenger RNA from Tachyglossus aculeatus (Australian echidna), 637 nucleotides. RefSeq lists its product as uncharacterized. The record is from RefSeq and is a predicted model, not a curated record. The transcript has 2 exons. NCBI's taxonomy places the organism in Eukaryota, Metazoa, Chordata, Mammalia, Monotremata, Tachyglossidae. Bases 1 to 615 code for a protein of 204 amino acids.
AUGGCGGCGGCCCUGUGCCACUCCUCGUCCUGCCACCAGGGGGCGACGCGAGACUUUGCAGGGCUCCCAACGCUGCUCAGCAAAUCGCUCCCGACUGACGAGCACCCUCCAUCCUCGAGACCCCGGCUCCGAGAACGUUCGGUGGGUUCAGGCGCAGGAAGGCCGGCACCCCUCGCUAUGAACAGGUCAGGGAGACAUCGCUUGGCCGGGCCCCAGCCCACUGCUAGUGAGGAGAGCAGCUUCGAGGUCAGGAUCUCUUCUCUGGGCCUCAGCCCUCCGCCCACCUACUCCAAGCCUGGCCCGGGCAGCCCCGGGGUGGGCAGGAGUGUUGCCCUGGAAGCACCUUGGCAGGUGGGCAGCAGUCUUAGUUCCGGGCUCCGUGGCGGCUGUUUUGUCAGGCCACGAUGGGUUUCAACCCCAGUCGAGGGACGAUUUCCUUUGAGGUCUGUUCCGGCUCGGCCAGGGUGGGCGAGUGAGAGGUGGGCAGGAGAAGGCGGUCCCGAUGCCCGAGGCUCCGACUAUGCUUCCCACUCCGGGGCUGGCGUGUGGAUCCUGACCCAGGAAUGGAAACGCAAGAGGGCAGCGAGGGCCGGCCAUGAGGAGGGCCAGCCCUGAGGAGGUCCAGCUGUGAUGGUCA